AUGGCUCCCCUCACCAGCGCCACGACGCUCAAGCGUAUUCACCGCGAAAUCGCGGACCUCAAGCGUGAAGAUCUCGGCGCAAUCUCCCUCACGCCCUCCAGCGAUAGUCUCUUCAACUGGUCCGCGACCAUCCCCGGGCCAGAAGGGAGCGUGUACGAGGGCGGCCUUUUCCAUGUUGACAUCGUCCUCGCCACAGACUAUCCGUUCUCCGCGCCCAAGGUCACCUUCCGUACCCGGAUUUAUCACAUGAACAUCAAUGAUCGAGGCAACAUCUGCAUCGAUAUCCUCAAGCAUAACUGGUCUCCGGCCCUCUCACUGUUCAAGGUCAUUUUAUCUCUUUCCUCACUCCUUACGGAUCCGAACCCCAAGGACCCACUAGUACCCUCUAUAGCAAACGAGUAUAUGCGCAAUCGCAAACAGCACGACAGUACCGCCCGACAAUGGACAGAGCUCUACGCGUGUCCGCCAACUCCACUGCCUGCAGUCUCUCCCAUAACUCGCGUUAAAGGCAAAGGCAGAGCUGAUCCCUCUGCCGCCAUAGGCUCAUCCUCAGUGCCACGCAGAGCUAAUGUGUCCGCCACGCUGGGGGGCACCAUGGAGGAAACGAUCACCAUCGACGACUCGGACGACGACACGCAUCCCACGUCUGCAUCUCGCAUGCGGAGCACGCGCUCCGCGAACAAGCGCAAGCGCAGUGCAGACAACGACGAGAUUGUGUUCGUGGACGAUGACGCAGAGGGCAGUCGGCCUGCGCGGAAGAGACGAGCGCGGACGUCCCGGGCGGGCGGGUCCACCAGAGCUGUGGAAGGCGACGUUAUCGUCAUCGAGGACUAG
Sparassis crispa is the source of this 834-nucleotide messenger RNA. Its product is annotated as Ubiquitin-conjugating enzyme E2-16 kDa. The record is from RefSeq and is a predicted model, not a curated record. Bases 1 to 834 code for a protein of 277 amino acids. Gene Ontology annotation, molecular function: ubiquitin conjugating enzyme activity. The transcript has 6 exons. Gene Ontology annotation, cellular component: nucleus. Gene Ontology annotation, biological process: protein polyubiquitination; ubiquitin-dependent protein catabolic process. Lineage: Eukaryota; Fungi; Basidiomycota; Agaricomycetes; Polyporales; Sparassidaceae.